Molecule: messenger RNA, 1437 nt
Organism: Lachancea sp. 'fantastica'
Lineage: Eukaryota; Fungi; Ascomycota; Saccharomycetes; Saccharomycetales; Saccharomycetaceae
Source: the annotation of a GenBank genome assembly
AUGAUACCCAAUAGCCUUUUACAAGGUGGACGGGUCGUACUGACCACAUUUUACCUGCUUCUGAUCAUCAUAACAAUCCCCAUCUCAUUUCAAGUAGGAGGACUGUACUGCGGACUGUCUUUCACGGUCACACUGUUCAACCUGUAUUUGGUGACCACAACUCUGAAAAUUAUGUCUGGGACGCGUGGGAUUGCAAAACUGACGUCUGUGGCGUAUUACGCUCAACAUUUUUUUAUCCCAUCGCUGCUGUUUCUGUUUCUGCUCGGCUUUUCACACGAUGAACUGAAGGAGCAAAUCGACGCCAAUACAAGACCGGACGAAUCCCUCAUAAACGUUUUACGCAGAUCUCCAAAGAACCAAUCUUGGAUUUUCUAUUAUUAUUACUACCAGUAUGUGGUCAGACCUUGGCAAUACAUGCUGGUGCGGUCGACGCCGUAUUUCACUCUUUUGGAGGGCUUUUUCACCGUUCUAGGAAUUCAAGCGGUAGGUGAAACGAACCGCUGGCUUUCCCGCACGCAACAUGGUUCCAACUGGUGGGUAAUCACAGGGCUCAUGACCUCAGGCGGCGUAAUCACUGCUUCACUGUAUUACCUCUACAGAAUUUAUGUUACGCCCAUUUGGGAGCUGGAUGCAAAGACUGCUUCAUUACUUGGAUUCACAUUUUCUAUCGUCUGUGGGCUUGGGGUCUUUGGGAUCGUCUCAGGACGAGGCUCGACCAUAGAAUCAUCACUUUUCUUCGCAUAUAUCGUUCGCUGCCUGUACGAAAUUUCUCCACAAUUAGCCACCAGUGCGAUGGAUGAGAUUUUUAGCUUGGUCAAACAAACGUGGCAAAACCAAAACCACACAUUCAAGUCUCCCGAUAGCCUGGCCUUUUUCCGCGAUCGCAUCUUGACUAACGGAGAAAUGAUUUGGGACAGCAUUUUGGAAAGAACCACCCACGUCACCGGCAGGUCUGCGUCUGAUUCAGCUCUAUUGGGCCUGCAGCGCCUCUGGCGUCAUCUGAAGCCCGCGUGGAGGUUUCUAAAAUACUUCACUUCAAGUGUACCGAGCUCGAUUCAGGAAUUGUUCAUUUUGACUUGGAGUAUGGCCAAAGAAGCUAUUGCGCCUGCCGUGGUUAUGAAUUUGUGCUUUCGCAUCCUGAUUUUCUAUUCUGCCACCAGAAUAAUACCGGCAUUGCAGAAAAAGCAUAAGCGUCGGUCGCGUCGAUUCAUGCGUCUGUUGUAUUUAUACAGCCCUUGCAUUGUCAUUGCAAUGUACACCCAUCUAAUUUUGCAGUACUCUGGCCAGAUGAGUAAUGACCUUUGUCUGUGGGGCUGCUUUCCAUGGUCUCAUGAAGGCAGCACAAAGAUUGUGGCCGAUUCAUGGGGGUUUUGGAAUUGGUGCAAUAUUUUCUGCACCAUGGCGAUAUACGCAUCGGAGCUCUGGGACAAAAAUUAG